AUGUGGGCGGCGAGCGCGUGCUGCUCGCGCCAGGCAGGCGAGGGCGGCGGCAGCGCCACGGCCGCGCGAACCCCCGUGAAGACCUUCCAGGCGUACCUGCCGCCGGCGCACCGCACCUACAGCUGUAUACACUGUCGCGCGCACUUGGCCAGUCAUGACGAGCUUAUAUCUAAGUCGUUUCAAGGCAGCCAGGGGCGCGCGUAUCUCUUCAAUUCAGUUGUAAACGUGGGUUGCGGGCCGGCGGAGGAGCGUGUGCUUCUGACAGGACUGCAUGCAGUCGCCGACAUCUACUGCGAGUGCUGCAAGACGAUGCUCGGAUGGAAAUAUGAGCACGCGUUCGAAUCGAGUCAGAAAUACAAAGAGGGCAAGUUCAUAAUAGAACUGGCUCAUAUGGUGAAGGAGAACGGGUGGGAUUAG
Messenger RNA from Spodoptera littoralis (African cotton leafworm), 417 nucleotides. NCBI's taxonomy places the organism in Eukaryota, Metazoa, Arthropoda, Insecta, Lepidoptera, Noctuidae. The record is from the annotation of a GenBank genome assembly.